UCUAUUUGGGCGGAAGUCCCACCUUCUGUUGGGCUGAGGCGGGGCCGCAGAAAUGAUGGCGGCCCUAACAGAUAUCCCUCGGCUACAGGCCCGGGUGGAGGAGCUGGAGCGCUGGGUGUAUGGGCCGGGCGGGACUCGCGGCUCCAGGAAGGUGGCUGAUGGUUUGGUCAAGGUUCAGGUGGCUCUAGGAAACAUUGCCAGCAAGAGAGAGAGGGUGAAGAUUCUGUACAAAAAGAUUGAAGACCUGAUGAAAUACCUGGAUCCUGAGUACAUCGAUCGUAUUGCCAUACCUGAUGCCUCUAAAUUGCAGUUCAUCUUAGCAGAGGAGCAGUUCAUCCUCUCCCAGGUUGCACUCCUGGAACAAGUGGAUGCCUUGGUACCCAUGCUGGACAGUGCUACCAUCAAAGGGUACUGCGGAGCCCAGAUUUUAUUGUCAGAGCUCCUGCCAGCCGUUCCUGAGCAUGCUGCCCGCCUGCAGCGCUUGGCCCAGAUCCACAUCCAGCAGCAGGACCAGUGUGUAGAGAUCACUGAGGAGUCCAAGGCUCUUCUGGAGGAAUACAACAAGACUACAAUGCUUCUCUCCAAGCAGUUUGUACAGUGGGAUGAGCUACUUUGCCAGCUAGAGGCUGCCAAGCAAGUGAAGCCAGCAGAAGAAUGACAGCUGCUCACCAUGCCAAGGCAGGGCAGGGCAGGCAGGCUCCAGGGCCUUGUGCCAAUCUGCCUUUAUAAUAAAGCAGAGACAACUUUGUAUUUAUUGGAUUCAAGACUUCCUGUCUGCGCUCAGUUUGGGCUCUGAGGUCAGUGGUUGGGUUACCUUUAGAGUUGUGACCCUUGCAUUCCCCAUCAGUGUAUUAUUUCCAGUGAGAAUAAACAGUAGAGAUCCCUGAA
Molecule: messenger RNA, 888 nt
Organism: Nannospalax galili (Upper Galilee mountains blind mole rat)
Lineage: Eukaryota; Metazoa; Chordata; Mammalia; Rodentia; Spalacidae
Gene: Dctn3
Product: dynactin subunit 3
Exons: 8
Coding region: 53-658 (201 amino acids)
Biological process (GO): cytoskeleton-dependent cytokinesis
Cellular component (GO): dynactin complex
Source: RefSeq, a predicted model, not a curated record